Arachis ipaensis is the source of this 581-nucleotide messenger RNA. The record is from RefSeq and is a predicted model, not a curated record. Lineage: Eukaryota; Viridiplantae; Streptophyta; Magnoliopsida; Fabales; Fabaceae.
ACCUCAUCAACUUGCUUUGCCCAAAGUCAAUUUUUACCACGUAAAAAAAAAAUAAAUAAAAAAAUUAAAAUUCCGGAAUCAAAACCAAAAUCAGCGAAGGGUAGCACGAUUUCACCUUCAACGAAGAAGGAACAUGAACCUCCUCCUUCUUAUUCUCUGUUUCAUCUCCUUCUACACUCCAACAACUGCUGGCAAUGGAAGCAAAACAGAAGAAAGGGUGAUUCAAACAAAAGGUGUCUAUGAUUCUGUGCUUUGGGUGGUUCAAUUCUCCGACCUCCAUUUCAGUGUUCACCAUCCUGACAGAGCCAUCGAUUUCCAUGACCUCGUGGGACCCGCACUUUCCUUCAUCAACCCCUCCUUGGUCCUCAUCACUGGUGAUCUUACUGAUGGAAAAAGCAAGGACUUAUUAACAAUGAAGCAAAAUGAGGAUGAGUGGAUGGAAUACUAAGAAUUUGAAAUUUUAAUGUGAUAUCGAUCAUGCAUGCCAAUCUAAAAUAGGACAAUCAAAAGUAUUUACUAUCAAUCGUUUACAUUUUUUUGUGUGGGGGUGGGGUAAUGAAAUUCACGGUAAUAGUGACGUA